Messenger RNA from Drosophila navojoa, 1670 nucleotides. It is a transcript of the gene nolo, whose product is annotated as ADAMTS-like no long nerve cord. Lineage: Eukaryota; Metazoa; Arthropoda; Insecta; Diptera; Drosophilidae. Gene Ontology annotation, biological process: extracellular matrix organization; proteolysis. The record is from RefSeq and is a predicted model, not a curated record. Gene Ontology annotation, cellular component: extracellular matrix. Gene Ontology annotation, molecular function: metalloendopeptidase activity.
UCAUACGUUAAACCCUUUGCUUUAUGUUUAUUCCCUCGCUAUCCAAAAUGGCAGUUGCUUUGGCCGCUGCAGCGCUUUAAGGACUCACGCGGGCAGCACCUGCUGCAGCGCGAGGCGCUCAAUUAUGGCCUCGAUUUAGAGCCGCUGUCGCCGUCGCCGUUGCCGCCGCAGCGCUACGAACAGGACGAACCCGUCCGCGUGCUGACCAAAGAGCUGCACCACACCGAGGCAGGUCGCAUAGUCGCCGCGCCCGGCCAGCAUCUGCAGCUGCCGCACCUGGAACAACACCGCGAGCCCCUCGAGGAGGAGGUGGACAAUGUGCCGCCGCAUAUGCCACACGCACGCUGGGAAACGGCCACGACAGUGACACUGCCGCCCAGCAGCACCUCGAGCAGCAGUCGGGCGAGCAGCAGGGAUGCGGAGGAGGCGCAACAGGACUACGUCUACAGCUGGCAGGUGGGCGAGUGGUCCAAGUGCUCGCAGGAAUGUGGAGCCGACGGCAGCGGACUGCAGCGUCGCACGCUGAGCUGCCGGCGUGUGGCAACAAAGAAGACGACGAUGUCAAAUGCCACCGAUGGCAGCGUCGUCGACAUCGUCGAGAAUUCGCAAUGCCGUAGCCAGGGGCUGGACAUGCCCGACACGUUCCAGAGCUGCGGCAACGAGCCCUGUCCGCACUGGACCAAGGGCGAGUGGACUCUCUGCCAUCAGUCGCGCUGCCAUGGCCGCAACACGGCCGUGCAACGGCGCGAGGUCCACUGCCGGUAUCAGAACGGCAGCGCGGGCACCGCCUGCGAUGAGUACGAGAGGCCGGCGGCACGGCAGGAAUGCUACAACGAGCGCUGCAAGGGCGUCUGGCGUGUGGAGCCCUGGUCUGAGUGCAAUGCGCCCUGCGGUCGUCAGGGCAUCAAAUUCCGCAUUCUGCAGUGCGUCUGGUAUGGCAGCCGUCGACCCGCGGGCAAUGUGUGCAAGCAUCAGCCACGCCCCGCGGUCAUGAAGGUGUGCAAAAGUCCGCCAUGCCAGUCCAAGGUGGGCAAAACUUCGGCUGGCUGUCGUGAUAGUUCUCGCUAUUGUCGCAAUGCCCGCUCAAUGGGCCUCUGUCGACUGCAUCGCUAUAAGGAGAAGUGCUGCGGCUCCUGUCAGCCCCAACUCGAAGAGCUUCAGUAGAUCGGACACAGCUUAGAAGUGGACGAAAAUCAAGCAAGCAAUUACUAUAAGUACAUGGAGAGUACACUCACUGAACGAUAUGAAUAUGAAUGAAUGAGUCAAUGAAUGAAUCAAUGAAUCGCUGAAUCUAUGAAUUAUUGAGUUAUUUAUUUAUUGAAUCAUUGAAUCAAUUCAUUUAUGAGUCACUAAAUCAAUGAAUUACUGAAUCAAUGAGUAAUUAAGUAAUUGAAUCUAUGAGGAAGGAAUCAUGAAUCAAUGAAACUAUGAAUCAAUUAUUCAACGAAUCAAUAACUCCAUGAAUCUAUUAUGACUAAGGAAGAGUGCAAUUUAGUUGACUUCGAUGUGUAAGGCAUAGUUAAAUGUAAUUGGAAGACGCAGAUCAAUUCGAGUAAAAAGAAUGCACAGUAAUUUCGUUGAAAUUUUUGUCUACAUUAAUAAGCAACAAAUACACAGAUGCAUCAACAUACAUAUAUCUACAGAUAAUGAUAAGCAUAUACAUACAUAUA